Cinara cedri is the source of this 12751-nucleotide messenger RNA. NCBI's taxonomy places the organism in Eukaryota, Metazoa, Arthropoda, Insecta, Hemiptera, Aphididae. The record is from the annotation of a GenBank genome assembly.
AGGUACUAAAUCUAUAGGUACCUGUUGGCACUAGUUAGUAUACGCCGUAAUCGUUUCCAGCGCACUUGUCUAAACAUCGUAUUCAAUCUUUUCAUUAUUUUGUAUUACCGAAUUGUUUUGGUGUUUUUUUUUUUUCAAUUUACAAUAUUUCUUUAAGGUUUACACCAAUGUUAAUGUGACAAACUUGGGAAACAUGAGCCAAGAUACCAGGUAUUUUUAUAAAUAUAAUAUAUAUUGUGGAAUUACAAUUAUAACAAUAUAAAUAAUACUAUAAUAAUAACACUAUACUCGUAGGUAUCAUCCAAAGAAACAUAUUACGAAUACUUAAACGUACCUAUUUUAAUAGGUACAUAGUAAAAUAUUUUAACUUUAAGUUUUAACAAUUUCAUUUAUAAUAUUUAAAUGUGUUAUUUUUGUCUAUGACGUGUAUAUAGAAUUAAUCAUAUAUAUAUAUAUAUAUAUAUAUAGGUAGAACAGGUAUAGAACCUAUCUUUUACUGGUUUUUUUUUAUAGUGCCAAAAAUGAUCGGAAUUCUUCAUAAACUGUAAUUUAAUCAAUUAUUUUUUAAUAACUACUGACACCAAAUAUUCAAAAAUGUAUGAAAAUAACAAUUUUAUAGACAAUUUGUUUAAGGAGCGAUUAAAUUGAAGUUACCUAUAUUAUAUUCGUUUUAUAUUCAUGUUAUAUUUAUCGCAUGUUUGCAUUUAAACAAAAUUUUUCGGAAGAAUACCCAAAUACUUACUUAUUUCGUAGCAAAUAGCCAUAAUCUCUAGUAAUUCCGAAAUAUGACUCGUUUUGGUUUGAUAAUUUAACUUUACAUCGUACAUUUAUCAAUGACAUGCCCCGUUGAGGAUUUUUCCACCCAUAGCAUACUCGUUAAAUUUUGUUUAAUAUAUUCAAAUUCCUGGAAUUUCUAAAUACCUAUAGAUUUUUUACAACAUACACAGAGUAUCCUGUGGCGAUUUUGACUUUGGUUUUUCAAAUGAGAACUUACAUGUUUUAAUACAAAUUGUAAAUCAGAUGAUUUUUCUUAAAAUGUUGACGUAUUGUAAUCGAAAUUUGAACAGAAGUUUCUGAAUCGUUCUACUUUAAAAUACUAAGAGUUAGUGGUGGAUAUAUUCUAGGCGGGGGCGAUUUUCAAAUCCACAGAGGUUAUGGGGUUUAUUCUUUCCAGUGAUUAAUUAGACCUUCAUCCCCGAGGGGAGGGGGAUAUCGUAAAUUUCCAAAAUUGCCUACAUACCUAUAUACAUUCUUAAAUAUUAAGAGUAGAUAAUAAUAUAUAGUGGUGACAAUAAUGCUAAGGGGGGGGGGCGAUCCAUCAAUCGCCCCGCCACUGAUAUCCGCUACUGUUAAGGGUCAAAAUUUUAAAAGAAUAAAUUAUAUGGCCACAUGGCAAGCGGCGUUUUCAUCUAAUCUCCCCAAACCCAAACUUAAGAGUGGAAUAUCUCGUCAAAAAUAUCAACACUAAAAUGUAUUUAAAGAAAUACUUCUUCUAUUCAUGAAAUUUUAACAUAGGUUCUCAUUUAAAAAAUUAAAUUAGUAUGGCUACAGGAUACUUCUUAACCGCUGUGAAAAUCUAAAUAAUCGAGAACGUCAGCUUUAACUAUACUUUAAAAUGCUAAAAAUCAAAACUUUAAUAUAGGUAUGCAAAAUUUAAUCAUAAGUAGGGUUAACGUGUUAAUGAAUCACCCUGUAUACCUAAUAUGUAUCUUGCGUUUCCAAACUACUAAACCUACCAUCCUGGUACGAAGAAUAACAGCUUUUUAACAUUUGUUUUAUCAUUAUAAUUUCCCCCAAUAAUAUAUUUGCAAAUAAAUAUAUAAAUAAAAAUGUAUAAGUAAAAAUAAAAUAAAUAAAUGAAUCAAUACGUCGCCUACGCUUGCAGUAUUAAAUAUAUUUGCACUAAAAUUAUAUUGCAUUCCAUGCCAUUUUUUACCUGACCGCACUAGGGUGUGAUUUAAACUUAACAUAACCUAUUCAAAAAGUAAAUAAUUUUAAUGAAAAAUGUGUUUAUAUGACCCUGUCUUAUGCUGUUGUUAUAAUAUAGUAUAUCCAAUAACAUUAUAUAAUAUUAGGUACCUAUAUGAUGUUAACCAUAUUCAGCAAAAUAAAACAAUUAUUCGCACCUGUAUUAACAAAUAAAUAAAUCUGGUUCCACAAAAAAUAACUAUUUUGAACUUAAUAGUUUACCUGUAAGUCUUCUAUACAAAAAAUUUGCUAUUUUUUUCCAUUAAAACAAUUUUCUUCACUUAAUAGAUCAUAAGUAAAUAAAAUACCAGAAAAUUGACUUCUUAGUUUAAGUGAAUCCAAUAACCAAUUAUCUGGCCAACUAUUUAGCCGAUCCCAAAUAGCUAGAAUGAAAGCGAAGGAGAAAAAGACUUCCAUUAUAAUUAUCUCCAUGUAGUUUAAAAAUACCUAUUUAUAAUUAAAUAUAAAAUACACAUGUUUGUGUGUAAACUUUAAAACUGCACAUUAUCUAAACAAGUUGCAAUAUUAUAUAUUUAAUAAUUUGAAAUUCGUAUCAAGUUUUCAUUGAAAUUGUAAAAUGAUGACUCAAUGUUCUGAAAAAUUACAAUCUUAAUAUGUGGUAUUGUGAUUAUUAUUUAAGUUUUCUGAUUUAAAAUUUACCAUGUCAAUAAGGUAUUGUUAUUAAUUCCAAUCAAAAUAAUGCAGUUAUCUCAGUUUAAAUCUUCAAAUUACGAGUUGUUGGGUCUCUUUUAAGCGAGUAUCUAUAUAGCUUUUCUAAGAGAAUAAUUUUAAAUUUAAAUUCACUAGUAUGAAUGCAGGUGUUUGACAGCAGCAAUGACAUGCAACUUUAACAAUACAACACAUUGACCUUUACACUUCUUGUUGAGAAGAACAUAAUCAUGACAUUCACAAUUUGUAUGGUUAAAAUAAAUAAGUUUCUAAAAUAACUAUUUAAAAAUAUAAUUGCAUUGAUUCUUUGUUUAACCAUACGAACUAUUGUUUACCAUAAAUUAUAUUAUUAUUUUAUUAUUAUACUUUAUACUGAAGGUUUUAUGAUUUAUGUAAAUAUAAUAUAAUUUUAUUAAAUUACUGAUUAUAUUAUGAACAAAUUAAAAAGUUGUAUAUGGUUUAAAUUUUAUAGCGUUGUGCUGUUGUUAAAAAAUAUAAGCUGGACAAUUAUUUUGUUGAUAUGACAAUACAAAAAUUUGUUUUGUAGAAUAAAAUCGAUAUUUGUUUAAAUUUACUCUUUCUACUAGUAGUUAUCCAUUCGUUUUUUUUUUUUUUACGGGUUUAUAUAAUUCCAUGUUUAUGAUAUUAAAAACGAUAUAUAUAUAAAAUAUAUUUCGACUAUUAUCUGUUUGUUUUUUAUACUCGAGUUUAAAAUUUUUUUUAUUUAAAUAAUCCUAAAAUUUAUUCGCCUGCGAGGUCUGUAAUAUAAGUAUAAUAGGUACAUUUAGUUAAAAAAAAAAAAACCAAUUCCAAAUAUUAUAAAAGAGAAAAAAAAUGUGUACAGUGUUCCUUAAACGUUUUUCAAGUCUUUAAAAUCCUUUAUCCCAUCUGUAAUAUAACAGUAUUUUAAAUUAUACAAAUGUUUGUUAUAAUACUCAUAACAAAUAAUUCGAUAAUGAAUUGCAUUAUUAUUGAUUUUUAAUUUGUAGAGAGAAAAGUGAGCCAACAUCAAAAGAUUUUCUAGACAAUCAUUCUACAAUAUCAAAUAUUUGCCAUGUUCCACAAAUUGAAACACGAGACUCUAAACAGCAAUUAAACAAUAAUAACAACGAUGAUAUUACACCCAAGUACAAGCAGAAAAAAACAUUCAAAAAUGCUUUACCCCAGGUAAGUUCAUAUUGAUUAUCCAUAAGUAAGUAAUAUUGUUAACUAAUGAUGCGACUCACUUUUAAAAACAAAUUUGAUAAAAAACAAACGUUUUAGUUUUUUUUUAACCAUCGUCUGACGGUAUAUGUUUUCAACGUUGAUAGGCGGCAUAGAUAAGUUAGGUUAGGUAGGUACAAUAAUAUUAUACCUUCAUAUAUUUUGUAUGGAAAUUUCCAAUGUAAAUAUACUUUAUCUUCGAUAAAUAUAUAAUAUUUAUAUCUUAUUCUAAUAAAUUUAUAUAUCAUUUUUAAAAAAAAUUGACGUUACUUCUUUUUAUAUCAUAUGUACAUACAAAACAUAUAGUCACAAUUAUUGUCCUACAUCGGCUUUAAUGAAUGUAAAUAUAAAUCCACUUCCAUCAUUAUCAAUUAUCAUCUAUAAUUAUCACCUAUCCUCUAUAGUUGGAAUCGGUUAGGUUUUAACCUUUUCGUGUAAAUGAGCCAUUUUUUUUUUAAAAAAAUAUAUCUAAUCCAAAAAAUUAUUUUACUGAGCAAUUUCAUUGGGAUUUGGUAGGAAUAUAAUCAAAUUUUAAUUUAUAUUUUAUGUAUCUUGCUCUACAUUUAUAAUGUCUAGAUUUGUAUGCAUUUUCCAAAGAGCCACAGAUUGCAUGUCAAGAAGCUGAAGGUUUCCCGGGUUCCCGACCCCUGAUCUAUAGUACCAAUGAUAAGGUAGCACGGCAUGCGGCGUUUGAAUAGUGCUCCACUACUUUCCCCUACCCAAACUUAAAAAAGAAAUAUCUCGUGAACGGAUUGCAAAAUUCAAAAAUGUUAACACUAAAAUGUAUUGUAACUAAUACUUUAUCUAUAUAUAGAACUUUUAAUAAUAUAGGUUACAAUUUAAAAAAUAAAAAGUUGGUAAUCGUUUUAUCCCCAAAAGUAAGGGUGACAAAAAAUAAUGGUAAAGUAAAAUUGCAAAGUGUUUCGCGUUGUCUGAAGAAAGUCUAAAAUUUAGUUUUCAGAUGUUUUUAGUAGAAAAUACUAAUUAUUUGUGUUGAUUUAUCGACUAUCUUGAUUCAGUAAAAAUCUUUCAAUUAAAAUUAAAAAAAACAUUAAAAAACAUUAAUCUCUAAACCUAACUUAACCUUUUAGUCUUCAGAAUCACUAUUUUUUUUUUUUAAUAGUGACAUGGACAGGACAAUAAUAUAUAAUGGUACAGCAACAGCAAUAUCUAGCAAUAGCAAAACAUGGACAUGGACAGAACAAUAAUAUAUAAUAAUACAGCAACAGCAAAAUCUAGCAAUAGUAAAACAUUGCCUGAUCAGCUAUUAUAUUGUCGAUUAUCGUCAAUUAUACUAAAAUCUAUUUAUAUGAAUGUAAAAUGGUAUUUUUUGUAACGAAUAGGUAAUCUCCGAAAAUAUUGAGACCAAUAACUUACUUACUUACUUUAAAACUAUUGAAAUCCUCGAAGUGACCAGUAGUAGUACACAUAACACCUGCAGUGGUUUGAGCUGGAUACAAAAUAAUAAUUCAUAGGUAUUUUUCAUUGUAUAGCAACCAUAUAACUAAUUCAUAUAAAUUUGAAAAGGAAAUUAAAGAAAAUUAAUUUUUAAAAUAACUGCAGAGAUAGUGACGGGAUUGAAACAAGGAAUCCAAGGAGAAAACGUUAUUACACGUGUUUGCAACACUGAGCGGGGCAGCUAAUAUAAUAUACAAAUUUAGAGAUGUCACAAAAUCUCAGGUCUCUAUAACUUCUAAUACAAAGGUUAUAACUUAUAAUAAUUUGAAAAUGCAAACGUUAUAACUGAAAGUAUACCUACCUAUGUAACAACUUCUGACGAAGGUUAAUAAAAAGUGUUAAAGCCAUAUGGAAUCUUUUAACCAGUCGAUAUUUUCUUUGUUAUAAUAUUCAUGCUAAAAAUAUAUGUUUAAUUUUAUAUUUUAUACCACCUAUUCUCAUUAAAAUUAAAACAUAUCAUAAAUAAGUAGUACAUGUAUACAAAUUAUAAAAAUAUAUUUCUAGCCCUAAUCAUAACACAUUAUUAUAUUUAUUUAAUUAAUCAAUAAGUAUUGAAAAGCGUAUUCAAAACUAUAUAGGUGUACCUAGAAACCUAAUACUGAUAUAAUAUAAACUAGGUAAUAUGCCAGAAAUUAAUUAAACAAACCUUUUUAUAGAAUCCUAUAAUAAUUAUUAUUUUUCAAGUUUUUUAAUGAUUUAAAUAAAAUUAUUUUUUUGGCGUAACAACUAUUUUUUAUUUCAAAUUUAUUCUGCAAAACUAUACAAUUAGAUUUUGGUAUAAUAUGAGGAUGACCUCUAAAAAAAGAACAGAAUCACGGUAUUAAAGUUAUAAUUUUACAUAGGUAAUAAUAUCUACGAACAAUAUAAUAAAAUUUAAUGAAUGAAUAAUAUAAUUAAUGAAUAUAUAUUAUGUUUUUCAUGAUGUAGGUUGGCUAGAAAAUUAUAUUAGUAUUAUGUUUAUGUAUUACAAAUUAAGAAUAAUAUACCUACCUAUAUUACCUACCCAUAUAUUUAAACACAUAUAAAUACUUUAUAAAUAUGGAACACAAUAUACCUAACGAUAUAAAUAAUAAAUGUAUACCUAACUAUAAUUUAAUAUUAUCAUUAUUUUUAUUAAUUAUAGCUACUUACUUGAUACAUACAUUUAAUAUAUAUAUAUUAUAUAUGUAUUUAAUAUAUUUAUAUAUUAUUAUAUAUAUAUAUAUAUAUCGUAAAAUUGUAUGAUUAUGUUAACAUGAUGUGCUACUAAUAGUUAUAGUCACUUAUAAAUACUCAAAUGCAAGGAUAUAAUGUUUUUUUUUUUUUUUUAUAUAUUAUUUAAAUAUUUAAGUAUAAUUUAAUGUUACAUUUUAACGAAUAAACUAAUUAACUAUGGAAAUACGUAUUGUAAUAAGAUGAUUUUUUAUUGAACAUUUUAUAUUUAAAGUUAGUUAUUAUCAAGUAUAGCAACUUUUCUGAAAGGAAAUUAUGUCUUUUUGGUACUUUUAAAAAGUUUCCAAGCUGUAUUUAAUGAUUAUGGGAAAAAUCGGUAAAAAAACGUAGAAAAAACGGGAAUUAUAUUACGUACAUGUAUAAAAGAAACUUUUUUCUGAAUCGUUUUUCGUUAGCAACGGUUUAUCAUUGCGUACAGAUAUAAAUUGAAUUCCCCUCUAUAUCCUACCUUCCUAAUAUCUAAUUUACAACAGUGGCCCAACCAUCGUGCGAAAUAUGUUCGUUUUUUUUCAUACUUUAAAUAUUUUUAUAUUUUUAUAUAUAUAAUUUUUUUUUACAUUUUUAAACUAAUAACAGUCAAAUUUGUAUUUGUGGUUGUUAUAAAAAUUACAAAAAAAGUCGAUACAGAUGUCAUGAAAUGUGAAAACAUUUAUACAAUUUUACAAUUUAGAUGUAUGUCCGGUUGCACCAAACUUGUCGUUAUCUAUUGAUAAAUAUUGUAUUUAUUUAUAAAAUGAUAAACUAACGGUUGAUAAAUUAAAGUUUUAACGUGUGUUAAAUUUACGAGUGUUAGCAGUGUUGCUCAAUCAUUGUUAUAAUAUAUUCAAGUUAAUACCAGAAUAAUGGUAAACGAAUAGUUUCACUAUGCCGGCAGUAGAAGUAACACAAAAUGUUGAUAGAGAAAUUUAACUAUACUUACAUACAUUUUUACACGGCGAUAAAUGGGCCUGUUAUUUUUUUUUAACUCUCGAUAAAAUACGUUUUUAUCAACAGAUAAAAUUUAAAAUAAGGUUUAUAUAAUAGAAUUAAAACUCCAGAUAAACGAUUUUAUUUCUGUGUAAAUAUUUGGUUCGACCCGGAAAUAUUAUGAUUGUAUGAACUAUUUAAAUAUGAAUAGAUAGUGUUUUUGAUAAGUUAUACAUGUUUUAAUUUGUGAAUAUUUAAAAUGAUUUUGAUUACGACAUACUAGCAUACCUAGCCCAUAAGUAUCUAAUAGCUAAAUUAGUAUAGACCUAAUUUUCAUGCGUUUAAAAUGUUAAGAAUAUUAGAAUAAGAUCUUUUUAUGCUUUGUAAUUCCAUCAAAACAUUCUUAAGCAUGCCUUCACAUUUAUCAAAUUCUAAAACUCGAAAAUAAAAUGGCUAUAAGUAUUUCAAAAUUAAAGAAAAUUGUUUGAACAUAUUACCACGUCUAGAGAGUACUAAUAUAAAUAUUUGAUCAAAAUUUCAGAUUUCUACGAUUGUUUUGAAUUAAAUUAUAAUAACAAAAUCGAAAAUAUUUAAUAAAUUCAUCAGAAAAAGAACCUGAUAAUACAUCAACUGUCAACUAGAUCUAAAAUGUCUCAUGAAUGUUGUGAUUGGAAUAAGAUUUUUAUAAGAAAAGUUGAUUACAAUCUAUAAUACUAAAUUAAAAAUAAGAACAUACUUCGCACUAUGGGUGAGCCACUAUUUUAGGUGAGAAGUUAUGAAGGUAGGAUAUAGAGGGGAAUUUAAAACUAGCCAUACACGUUCCGGUUUGCCGGAGAGGUUGACCUGCACAGUUUUUCGGGAACGUGCGUGUGACAAGUUUGCGCAGUUUUUGGGAACUGUGAAAAACGAUUUUUUUGGCCUAUGCAGUCAUGACUUUACAGGUAUACCGGAGCGUGUAUGGCUAAUUUAAUGUAUAUCUGUACUUAAAAAUUAAUCUUUACUAACGAAAAACGAUUCUGAGCAGAGUUCAGUUGUAAAUUUUUUAAAAAAUUGUAAUAUUUACGAUUUUAAAAUAGAAAAAGUGCCACACUUGAAAUCUGGUAGAAAAGUUGUUCACAGAUAAAAAUAAUAAUAAAUAUAAACACCAUUGUAAAACCAAUACAUUCUAUGCUCUACUUAUUAUUUAAAAAUAAUCUAAAUUAAUAUAAUAUAAUAAACCAAAUGCAUAUCUUGCUACGCUCAGAAUACAAAAUUUAGAAUAUUAAUAAAUGAAAAAAAAUAAUCCUGGAUAAAGUAUUAAAAAUAUCAAUGUAUAUGAUCUAUGUAUCUGUACAUUGAAAAUACUCUAAAUCAAUUAAGGGAAGAAGAAAUUGGAGGAAUCAAAAUAAAUGGUAUGCUAGUACAAGUGUUGCGUUUUGCAGACGACAUAGCAUUGAUAGCGGAAAGUGAAGAAGAAUUAGGCAACAUGAUAAAAAAAAUGAAUGAUAGCUGUAAAGAGUACAAAAUGAAAAUAAAUAAGGGUAAAACAAAAAUAUUAAUAUGCAGCAAGCAGGAAUUGUUUUCGAACAUAACAAUUGAAAACGAGAAGCUGGAAACUUCAAUGUUUUACGUAUUUAGGAAGCAAAAUAACACAUGAUGGAAGAAGCGAAAUGGACAUAAAGAGUAGAAUAGCACAAGCAAAACAGGCAUUUUACAAAAAGAAGCACCUAUUUACGACAAAUACUGUUGGCUUAAAUAUCAGGAAAACUCUAAUAAAGAGUUUUGUGUGGAGUAUAGCCCUCUAUGGGGCAGAAACAUGGACGAUACUCAAAGCGGAAAGAAAAAAGAUUGAAGCGUUUGAAACAUGGUGUUGGAGAAGAACACUGAAAAUUUCUUGGACAGAGAAAGUUAAAAAUAAGGAAGUAUAACUAAGAAUGAACGAACAAAAAUCAAUAUGGAAGAUAAUCAGAGAAAGGAGGAAAAAUGGAUCGGACAUAUUAUGAGAAUGAAUGGAUAACGACAAUAAUAGAAGGAAAGAUAGAAGGAAAAGCUGAAAGAGGUAGACCAAGAACACCAUUUAUGAAACGGAUCAUAGAAGACAUAGGGAAAACCAAUUAUAAGGAACUAAAAGUAGCUGUAAUGGAUAGGGACAAGUGGAGAGCCAUCAAAAUUAUUCAACCAAUCUAAGAAUUGAAAGAAACAAAAAAAAAAAAUUGAUCUAUAUACAUGUAAUUAAACCCAUUUAUAGUAAAUAUUAUAAAGCUCUAUUAAACGCACUUCAAACAAAAAAAAUAAAUACAAAAUAAAUUAUGCAUAGAAUAUUUUAAUUCUUAAUAUUUCAUUUUCUGGUAUUUUAUACUUUUAUAUUAAAAGUAGUUGUGGUUGUAUGGACGUAUGGUAAAAACUUAAGUAUGUCUGUUGAAAUCACCGACAGGUUUAAGAUCUGAUAAAGGUUCUAAUUUUUUUUAUAAAUCAAUAUAUGUUAUGCAAAAUGCCCUAAAAUAUAAAUAUAAAUAUCAUAGUGAAUAAAAUAUACUGUUUUAUGUUAAUAGUAAAUAAUAAUUAUGUAAAUCAAUUUAUUCACAAUUUAAACAUCAAGAAAUCCCACCCAAUAAGAGCAAUACAAUUUUACAGAAGAAAAGUAGAGUUUUAAAAUAAUAACAUAAAAAACCAGUUCCUAUAUAUUGAGGUAGGUACCUAUAUAAUACAAGUAUGAGUAUCUACCUAAUAUCUAUUAUUGAGGUCUACAAAAUUAACAAAAUUAGAAUCAGAGGAACAAAAUUUAAAUGAACGAUUUUUGGUUAUUAAAAUUAAGUUUUUAUUGAAAUUAUUCAAACUAUUUAUAAAAAUAUACAUAAUUUUAUCGGAUUUGAUGAAAAUUCAAGAAUACUAUUCUAUUAUAAAUAUAGGUAUUUAAUUGUAUAACAUGCUAUAUAAAAUGUUUCAUAAAGAUAUGAUUAUUUUAAUAUCUUGGAAAAUGUUAGUUUAUUCUUAAUUUUAUUUUUUUUUGAAAAUUUAAGAAACAAGUAUCUCUAAAGUGUUACAUUAUCAUUAUUUUUAGGGAUAACCGACUCUCUCUUUUGAUUUUAAAAUGGCAACCUAUAUUAAAAAUUCCAUUAAAAAACGGGGAAAUUAGUUUAAAUACAUUUCGUUAUUGAAAUAUUUUUUUACUGUCAACCUGUUGACGAGAUAUUCAAAGUGAAUCCACUUAAACAUUUAAAAUAUUUUACUCAUAUACCUAGUUGUGUAAUAUAAUAAAUAAAGAAAAUAAUUAUAUAUUUAAUAUGUUUUUUUGAUUUAGAUAUUAGCUGUAUCAGCUAAGAAUUGUUUAUUAUUAACAUAUGGAAUGACACUUGGACUACCAACAAUAGCUAUUCCAGCAUUAUACCAUACUUCAAUAACAAAUUCCACUAGUUUAAAAUAUGAUGAUUUGCUCCAACUGAACAAAGAACAAAUAUCAUGGUUCAGUAAGUAAUAUAAUAUAAUUAUAAUAACUAUUAUUAGUAUGUUUGAUUAUUUGAAAAAUGCGCCUCAAAAAUAUUAUAUUUAUUGUUUUUAGGUAGCAUAAAUUUAAUAUGUGUUCCUCUUGGUUGCUUGAUAUCUGGAGUUCUAACUCAACCUUUCGGAAGAAAACCUAGCAUGAUCGCACUCACUUUACCAUUUAUUCUGGCUUGGUUGUUAUUUCAUUAUGCUGCAUCUGUAACUGAACUAUAUUUAGCUUUAGCUCUAUGUGGUCUUUGUGGUGGUUUGCUGGAAGCUCCAGUAAGUAUACACUAUACAUUUACUGUAUAGGUACAAAUAAAUGUACAAUUAUAUCUAAUUUUAUUACACAAUACAAUAUUAUAAUCUUAACAGGUGUUGACAUACGUUGCUGAAAUUACUGAACCUCAUCUUCGAGGAGUACUUGCUGCACUAUCAUCGACUACAAUAAUACUUGGAGUUAUGUCACAAUUUAUUUUAGGCAACUUUAUACAUUGGAGGAUAGUUGCACUUAUUAACACUGUUAUUCCUGUAGGUGCAUUAAUAGCACUAUUAUUUAUACCAGAAAGUCCUCAUUGGCUUGUUGGUAAGUAAACAUAAAAAUAUUUUAAUUUCUAUUUACUUUAACUAAAUUAAUUCUUUAAUAAUAAUAUAUUUUCAAUAGGUAAAGGUCGUAUUGCAGAAGCUGAAAAAUCUCUAUGUUGGCUUCGGGGUUGGGUUAAACCAGAUGCAGUGCAAUAUGAAUUAUCAAUGAUACGAAAAUCAAUAGCAUUAAAUGAUGAAAAAAUUAGAAUGAAAAAGAACAAAAAAUUUUAUUCAUUUUAUGUAAAACGGACAUUUUUGUUACCUUAUUUCAUCAUUACUGCAACUUUCUUUUUUGGAAAUUUUGGUGGAAUGAGUACACUACAAGUACAUGCUGUAAGUUUAAAUAUCAAUAUAAAUACUACUUUAAACUAUUUUAACUUUCAAUAACAAUGUUAAAUAUAAUGUAAAAUAGGUUCAAAUCUUUGAAACAUUGGGAUCACCAAUCAAUGGUUAUACGUCUACAUUAAUUCUUGGAAUAGCACAAUUGAUGGGAGGUAUUAUAUGCUUGUCAGUAAUUCACUGGACUGGUAAACGUCCUUUAGUAAUAAUUUCAACGCUGGGAUCAUCUAUUUGCUUUUUCAUUGUAUCAGCAUAUGCCUUCAUACAACAAUAUAAUAAAGAAUUAAUAAUUAACGUUACUUGGAUACCACUAGUAUUCUUAAAUACAGCUACUUUUAUGACACAUAUUUGUAUUCGAUUACUACCGUGGAUGUUAAUAGGAGAGGUAACUAAAAAGUUGUUAAGUUUUUAUUGUCAUAACUAAUAAAUAAUAAUAGUUUUAAUCAAUUUAAAAUGUUUGUAUAGGUAUAUCCACCAAAUAUUCGAGGAACAGCUAGUGGUGCUAGUGGUUCCAGUUCCUAUAUAUUUGCAUUUAUAGCAAAUAAAUCAUAUUUUGUGGUACUUGAUUAUAUAAACUUAUCAGGAACAUUUUUGAUAUAUGCUAUAGUAUGUUUAAUUGGGUGUGUCAUUUUAAACACAAUGAUGCCCGAAACAGAAGGGGUAUCUUUAGAGGACAUACAAGAACAUUUUGCAAAUAAAUCCAAAACAUUUGUUACACAAAUCCAAAGAAGUGACAAAAAUAAAGCCAAACAAAUGUGGGCAGCAGCAAAUCCUGCUUUAGAACUUGAUCACACAGAAACCCACAUAUAAGAUAUUAUUUCUAUAGUAUUUAUUGUAUUUUAAUUAUUUUUAUAAAAUGUUAGUUCUGAAUAUUUUUUAUUUUAUAAAUAAAUGUAUUAUAGACAUAUGCUUUUUAAGAUUCUGAUUUUGUUUUAAAUUAAUUAAUAGUAAC